Phyllostomus hastatus (greater spear-nosed bat) is the source of this 5121-nucleotide messenger RNA. It is a transcript of the gene ATP1A2, whose product is annotated as ATPase Na+/K+ transporting subunit alpha 2. The transcript is spliced from 23 exons. Gene Ontology annotation, cellular component: membrane. Bases 95 to 3157 code for a protein of 1020 amino acids. Lineage: Eukaryota; Metazoa; Chordata; Mammalia; Chiroptera; Phyllostomidae. Gene Ontology annotation, molecular function: ATP hydrolysis activity; ATP binding; P-type sodium:potassium-exchanging transporter activity. The record is from RefSeq and is a predicted model, not a curated record. Gene Ontology annotation, biological process: intracellular potassium ion homeostasis; proton transmembrane transport; sodium ion export across plasma membrane.
GCCUGGGUCUCUGGCCUUCCCAGACUGCAGUUUGGGCUUGUGAAUCCUCCUGCUAAUCUCUCCAGUCUAGAUCCCCUCAGCCACUCGCCCCAAGAUGGGCCGUGGGGCUGGACGUGAAUACUCACCUGCAGCCACUACUGCAGAGAAUGGAGGUGGCAAGAAGAAACAGAAAGAGAAGGAGCUGGAUGAGCUGAAAAAGGAGGUGGCCAUGGAUGACCACAAGCUAUCCUUGGAUGAGCUGGGCCGCAAAUACCAAGUGGACCUAUCCAAGGGCCUCACCAACCAGCGGGCCCAGGACAUCCUGGCUCGAGAUGGGCCCAAUGCCCUCACUCCACCUCCGACAACACCUGAGUGGGUCAAGUUCUGUCGCCAGCUUUUUGGGGGCUUCUCCAUCCUUUUGUGGAUUGGGGCCAUCCUCUGCUUCCUGGCCUAUGGCAUACAGGCUGCCAUGGAAGAUGAACCAUCCAACGACAAUCUAUAUCUAGGUGUGGUGCUGGCAGCUGUAGUCAUCGUCACUGGCUGCUUCUCCUACUACCAAGAAGCCAAGAGCUCCAAGAUCAUGGAUUCCUUCAAAAAUAUGGUUCCACAGCAAGCCCUCGUGGUGCGGGAGGGCGAGAAGAUGCAGAUCAAUGCGGAGGAAGUGGUGGUGGGAGACCUGGUGGAGGUGAAGGGUGGAGACCGCGUGCCUGCUGACCUCCGGAUCAUCUCUUCUCAUGGCUGUAAGGUGGACAACUCAUCCCUAACUGGCGAGUCAGAACCCCAGACCCGCUCCCCUGAGUUUACCCAUGAGAACCCCCUGGAGACUCGCAAUAUCUGUUUCUUUUCUACCAACUGUGUGGAAGGCACUGCCAGGGGUAUCGUGAUUGCCACAGGUGACCGGACAGUGAUGGGCCGCAUAGCCACUCUAGCCUCAGGCCUGGAAGUUGGGCGGACCCCUAUAGCCAUGGAAAUUGAACACUUCAUCCAGCUGAUCACAGGGGUGGCUGUGUUUCUGGGUGUCUCCUUCUUCGUGCUGUCCCUCAUCCUGGGCUACAGCUGGUUGGAGGCAGUCAUCUUCCUCAUCGGCAUCAUUGUGGCCAACGUGCCUGAGGGUCUGCUGGCUACUGUCACUGUAUGUUUGACCCUGACAGCCAAGCGCAUGGCAAGGAAGAACUGUCUGGUGAAGAACCUAGAGGCAGUGGAGACCCUGGGCUCCACCUCCACCAUCUGCUCUGACAAGACCGGCACCCUUACCCAGAAUCGCAUGACUGUCGCCCACAUGUGGUUUGACAACCAGAUCCAUGAGGCUGACACCACUGAAGACCAGUCUGGGGCCACUUUUGACAAACGAUCUCCCACAUGGACGGCCCUGUCUCGGAUUGCUGGACUCUGCAACCGUGCUGUCUUCAAAGCAGGGCAGGAGAACAUCUCUGUGUCUAAGCGUGACACAGCUGGUGAUGCCUCUGAGUCAGCUCUGCUCAAGUGUAUUGAGUUGUCCUGUGGCUCCGUGAGGAAGAUGAGGGACAGAAACCCCAAGGUGGCAGAGAUUCCUUUCAACUCCACCAACAAAUACCAGCUGUCCAUUCACGAGCGAGAAGACAGUCCCCAGAGCCAUGUGCUGGUGAUGAAGGGGGCCCCAGAGCGCAUCCUGGACCGGUGCUCCUCCAUCUUGGUGCAGGGCAAGGAGAUCCCCCUGGACAAGGAGAUGCAAGACGCCUUUCAGAAUGCCUACAUGGAGCUGGGAGGACUGGGGGAACGCGUGCUGGGGUUCUGUCAGCUGAAUCUGCCCUCUGGAAAGUUUCCCCGUGGCUUCAGAUUUGACACAGAUGAACUUAACUUUCCCACGGAGAAGCUCUGCUUCGUAGGGCUCAUGUCCAUGAUCGACCCCCCCCGGGCUGCUGUGCCAGACGCUGUGGGCAAGUGUCGGAGUGCAGGCAUCAAGGUGAUCAUGGUGACUGGGGACCACCCAAUCACAGCCAAGGCUAUUGCCAAAGGCGUGGGCAUUAUAUCAGAGGGCAAUGAAACUGUGGAGGACAUUGCAGCCCGGCUCAACAUCCCUGUCAGUCAAGUCAACCCCAGAGAGGCCAAGGCAUGUGUGGUGCAUGGCUCUGACCUAAAGGACAUGACGUCGGAGCAGCUGGAUGAGAUCCUCAAGAACCACACAGAGAUUGUUUUUGCACGGACAUCUCCACAGCAGAAGCUUAUCAUCGUAGAGGGCUGUCAGAGGCAGGGAGCCAUCGUGGCAGUGACAGGUGAUGGCGUGAAUGACUCUCCAGCACUUAAGAAGGCGGACAUUGGCAUUGCCAUGGGUAUCUCAGGCUCCGAUGUCUCUAAGCAGGCAGCCGACAUGAUUCUGCUGGAUGACAACUUUGCCUCUAUUGUCACAGGCGUGGAGGAGGGCCGCCUCAUCUUUGACAACCUGAAAAAAUCCAUUGCGUACACCCUGACCAGCAACAUCCCUGAGAUCACCCCCUUCCUGCUCUUCAUUAUUGCCAACAUCCCCCUGCCACUGGGCACUGUGACCAUCCUCUGCAUUGACCUGGGCACUGACAUGGUCCCCGCCAUCUCCUUGGCCUAUGAGGCAGCUGAGAGUGACAUCAUGAAGCGGCAGCCGAGAAACUCUCAGACAGACAAGCUGGUGAACGAGAGGCUGAUCAGCAUGGCUUAUGGACAGAUCGGAAUGAUCCAGGCUCUAGGAGGCUUCUUCACCUACUUCGUGAUCCUGGCAGAGAAUGGUUUUCUGCCAUCACGGUUGUUGGGAAUCCGCCUCGACUGGGAUGACCGGUCCACAAAUGACCUGGAGGACAGCUAUGGACAGGAGUGGACCUAUGAGCAGCGGAAGGUGGUGGAGUUUACCUGCCACACAGCCUUUUUUGCCAGCAUCGUGGUGGUGCAGUGGGCUGACCUCAUCAUCUGCAAGACCCGCCGCAACUCAGUCUUCCAGCAGGGCAUGAAGAACAAGAUUUUGAUUUUUGGGCUCCUGGAAGAGACAGCACUGGCUGCCUUUCUAUCCUACUGCCCAGGCAUGGGUGUGGCCCUCCGUAUGUACCCACUCAAGGUUACCUGGUGGUUCUGUGCCUUCCCCUACAGUCUCCUCAUCUUCAUCUAUGAUGAAGUCCGAAAGCUCAUCCUAAGGCGAUAUCCUGGUGGCUGGGUGGAAAAGGAGACCUACUACUGAGCACACUGGAAAGAAGAACCAGGCACGGGAAAGAUGGGGUGCCCUGGAGGAGUUGCUGGGAUGGUGAUGGGUAGGGAUGGAAGAACUGGGGUAGUUUUUAGGUGAAGAUUUGGCAAGAGAGAAUGAGGCAAUUCAGCCCACCAAUUUGGGGAGAGUGGGUGAAUAAGCUCCCAGAGACCCAACUCUGAUCAGUCACAUUAGACACUCCCCCCAGAUCCUGCUCCAUCCCACUCUACCAUGUUGUCUAUUUUUAUGAGGGCUUGAAGGUUACUCCAGCCCUCCACAUUCUCUAUCCCUUCUCCCCCAUCUUACACUAGAACAGAUCAACAUCCAAAGGCAAGGAUAUGUCAAACCAGGAGGAAGGAAAACUUCUCAGGUCACCAAUAUCUCUUUAUCUCUCCAGCCUCACCCCACUUCCCACCUUCACCCUUCAUUUGCUUCCUGCCCAACUCUGUCCCCUGCUUCCCCCUCCAACCAACAAAUCACAAAUAGCUCCUCCUAUUGAGUCCAGAAAGGGAAGCUGGUUGGAGAAGACAGCCUGUAUCCCAGGCAAGGCUACUUAAGAACCUCUAGAGGAGAGCUGGGCAGACACAGACAGGUGAGAGGUUAGCGUAUGGUAGAGGAGGCAGACAACAAUGGGAGAGAGACAGGAAAGGAAAGAUAGAUCAAUGACAGGGCAUUUGAUGCCUGGAAUCUCCAGAUAGACAUCUGGGCUCCAGCUCUGUGUCCUGCUCUUUUAGAGUGUCCUGGCAGCAGACCAAAUUCAAAUGUUGUCAGAGUAGCAGCAGAGACAGGACCAGAAUGCAGUCCUGGGACCUUCACUGAGAUCCUACACCCAUGUGUCACAGAGUUCCCACUGACCCUUGCUUUGUGAUCUAUUUGGUCCAUGAGGUCCAGGUGUCACAGAUGUUCCAGCUCUCUCAAUCACAUGCACUUGGUAACACCUGCCCUUUAGAAUGUUAAGAACUCAGAAGUUUCAUGUUGUUCUGAAAGGGAUAGCUGCCACUCUUCCCCUUCAUGCCCAUGCUGAUGAACCUGCAUCAUUCUAGGCACUGACAAGCCAGAAGUUCCCUGGCCAACAGCUGGAAUCAGGGUAGAGGGAUUUUCAGAACCUCCCUGUCUUCCAAGGAUGUGCAGAAUCAGCUUAGGUCAUGAACAUGGUCAGACUUGUGGACCAGAGGGAAAGCAUUAGGGGACCUGCCUUUGACUUCUCAGUCAGCAGUGCUAUUCCUCCCAGUCAAAUACCCUUUAUGCUGAUGUUCAUUGUACCCACUUUCCCUAAGAUGAGCAAUUGGUUUCCAGUUCCUAUGGGAGAUAUUUUUCCUUCCUUUACUCCCUAUCCACCUAGCACUUCUGCUCUGCAGGCAGUUCUGCCCACUCUUUAAGGCUGGCUUAGAAGGCAUUGGGAAUAUCCCCUUGAGAGACCUAGAUGAACAAAGCAAGUGAGAGACACCUAAGGAAAAUGAAAGAUUCUAAAGCAAAAGGAAGGAAGCACAAAAAGCAAACUUUAGGUGAGGCCCAAUGGCCACCUCCCAAGGUCUGUUACUUCAUUACAGUGAAAUUGUACUUUAUCAGAAGCACCUUGAAAUAAGUGAAUCAUUGCCUUGGGUUUGGAAAACUAAGUGGAAAAUCACAAUAUUUUGGGUCUAAUUAAUUUGAGAUUUAUUGACUGUGGACAAAAGUUUAUCUUUACACAAUACAAAAGGCAUCUGUUCAGUAAAUUAAGAGCAUAAACAAUAUUGUUAAGGGUGACAUAUUAGUCUUCCUAAAACAAUCUUUUUCAAGCACUUUAGGAAUCUCCAUUUAGAAGUAGUGAGUAUAUGAGCUAAUUAUCAUCCAUUUUUAUGUAUUUGUUAAAAACAUCUGCAAGACCUUUACUUGGUGACCUUUCAUAAGACAUUAGUUUGAGGCACUACAUAUGUACUUGAAAAUAAUAAAGUUGCAUUUCUUUAUGAAAAAAGAAA